Molecule: messenger RNA, 1455 nt
Organism: Ceratitis capitata (Mediterranean fruit fly)
Lineage: Eukaryota; Metazoa; Arthropoda; Insecta; Diptera; Tephritidae
Product: endoplasmic reticulum-Golgi intermediate compartment protein 2
Exons: 7
Coding region: 82-1377 (431 amino acids)
Biological process (GO): retrograde vesicle-mediated transport, Golgi to endoplasmic reticulum; endoplasmic reticulum to Golgi vesicle-mediated transport
Cellular component (GO): membrane; COPII-coated ER to Golgi transport vesicle; endoplasmic reticulum
Source: RefSeq, a predicted model, not a curated record
CACAUGAGUUCCAUAGCUGUUGCCAACCACGUAAUGUUUUCAUGCUACAGCUGAUGCAGAGAAAACGCCAAAAAAGCCUGCAUGGAUAAUUUGGCCACAAUUCGCUAUCGUGGCGAUAAAAAAAAUCUUAUUGAAAUCGCUAAAAAUUUGGAUGCAUUCAAAAAAGUACCGGAUAAAUAUACGGAAACAACCGAAAUCGGUGGUACAUUAUCUUUGAUCAGCCGUCUGCUUAUUAUUUACCUCAUUUACAAGGAGGUGUGCUAUUACAGGGAAGCCAAUCUUAUAUAUCAAUUUGAGCCAGAUAUUGAUAUGGACGAUAAAGUGCAAAUGCAUGUCGACAUUACAGUUGCCAUGCCAUGUUCAUCUCUUUCUGGUGUUGAUCUUAUGGAUGAGACUCAACAGGAUGUCUUUGCUUAUGGUACUUUACAACGAGAAGGUGCUUGGUGGGUACUUCCCGAAGAAGAGCGUCUUCAGUACGAACGAAUGCAGCAUAUGAACACAUUCUUACGUGAAGAAUAUCAUUCUGUCGCUGACAUUCUUUUUAAGGAUAUAAUCAAAAGUAAUGAGAAACAUACAAAACCACUGAGGAAUAUCAAACCAUUGCCCGAGGAGAAAUAUGAUGCUUGUCGCUUACAUGGAACAUUGGGUAUAAAUAAGGUCGCCGGUGUUUUACACUUGGUUGGCGGUGCGCAACCAUUUGUGGGUUUAUUCGAAGAUCACUGGACAAUUGAUUUCCGCCGUACGCCGGCCAAUUUUACACAUCGCAUCAAUCGCUUAAGUUUUGGACAAUAUUCUCGACGCAUAGUGCAACCAUUGGAGGGUGAUGAGACACUAGUACCCGAUGAGGAUACAACAGUACAAUAUUUUUUGAAAAUUGUACCAACCGAAAUACAUAACACGUUCAAUACCAUUAAUACGUAUCAGUAUUCGGUGACGGAAAACGUUCGACAAUUAGAUUCGGCAAAGAAUUCUUACGGGUCACCUGGCAUCUAUUUCAAAUACGAUUGGUCAGCCUUGAAGAUCAUCGUUCGUACCGAUCGUGAUAAUUUUUUACAGUUCAUCAUACGUCUAUGCUCAAUCAUUGCUGGCAUAAUUAUUAUCUCAGGCAUUUUAAAUUCUCUUAUACUAUCUGCACGGCGGUUAAUCAUCUUCAUAGUGUCGCCGCAACACCUACAGCUACCAUCGCCUGCAGUAGCCACAACAGCAAUGCCAAAAAAGGACAUAAAAAAUGUGGAACCCAUGAGUGGUGGUGUCCGCCCAAAUAUAACGCAAACAAAUAAACAAAUUUCAAAUAAUCUCAUAAAUACGGCGAACAGUAUGUCCACAACGGGCAUAACACCAACUUAUAUACCGAUUGCUCUCGAUGAAACGCUGUAAAAUUAAAUGCGUAUGUUUGUAUGUAUGUACAUAAUUAAUUUAAAAAAAUACCUGAUUUAUUUGUGUACAUACAAAAUU